UGUAAACCCGGAAGUACGCACACUGUCGGCAUAUAGCGUACAUAUUGGUGACACCAAUGGGAAGAAAAUAACAUUAACACUGUUCCUAUAAGUGUUACUGACAUGGACAGCAUGGUGGAGGACAGGAGGGAUGAACCACAUACAGACUUCAUGUACUGUUGUGGAGCCAUCACAGAGACUCUGAAAUUUGGCUCCUGUCAGUUACACUCUGGACACAAGGUGCUUUUUCUUAUCAUUCCAGGAAACCCAGGGGUAGUGGGCUUCUACAAAACUUUCAUGCAAACUCUUCACAGCAUGUUUGGCUACCGUCACCCUGUGUGGGCUGUAUCCCAUGCUGGCCACUGUGUACCCCCUGACACAAUGGACAUUGUGGAUGAUACCUCUUCAGCAGCAGAGAAAGAUGUGUUUGGUAUUAAUGGACAGAUUGAACACAAGUUGGCCUUUCUCAGGAAACAUGUUCCCAGAGAAACAAGUCUGGUCCUGGUUGGACACUCCAUAGGCUGCUACAUUAUUUUGGACAUGAUGAAGAGAGAUCCUGAGCUCAAGGUUUUGAAGGCCGUCAUGCUGUUUCCCACCAUUGAGCGCAUGGCCCUGUCUCCUCAGGGCAGGGUCAUGACCCCUGUCCUGUGCCACAUGCGUUAUGUGGCGUAUCUGCCCCUGUUCCUGCUCUCUCUGUUGCCUGAACGCCUCAAAAGCAGCCUGAUCAAACUGGUGUUGGGUGGCAUUCGCUCUCUGGACCACACUGUGCUCCAGCCCACUGUGGGCCUCCUCAGUGGAGACUCUGCAGCUAAUGCUAUGUACAUGGGGGGUCAGGAAAUGAAGAAAGUUUUAGAAAGAGACAACGUAACCAUCAAGAAACAUCUGAAAAAGCUUAUAUUUUAUUACGGAGCUACAGACCACUGGUGUCCAGUUCAGUACUACCAUGACAUCAAACAGGACUUUCCAAACGGUGACUUCAGACUCUGUGAGAAUGGGUUCCGCCAUGCCUUUGUCCUGGAUGCUGGAAGAGAAGUUGCCAACAUGGUGGUUGAAUGGAUCAGUGGAGAUUUGAGGACAUGACUUGAUUUUAUUUUUUUUGUCUGAAUUCUCUUCCUGUUGGAGGUGAACACUGACCGCCAUGGCGGCUCUCGGACCACACGGGGCCACAAAGUCCAAUGGCGAAGUUUGAGUUGCUGAAUUUAAAAUGGCAUUUGAGACAUGAAUGAAAGCUCAGAACAGAAAAACAUUAACAGUCAUUUAUUUAUUUAGAUAUGAUUGCAGAAUUGACCAAAAGCAGGGGUGGAACGGUUCUACAAAGAUGACUAUUGACCAACUGGUUUUUCAGGGUCCACAUAAGGAAAAGUGAAAACAAAAGUCACAUAAUACAUUUUAAUAUCCAGAAAUAAUCAGGUGAUGGAUGAAUGCAAUAAUCUAACUCUCAUAUACUUAUGAUGAUUUUUUGUAUGAAAUGGCAAUUAAAGUAUGGACUUUGUUAUUCCUUUGUAAUUAACUAAUUACUGCUGGAUAAAUAAUAACAAGGAUAAAAAAAUAAAGGACAUUCUGUGACGGCAACAGACACCUCAA
Molecule: messenger RNA, 1563 nt
Organism: Sphaeramia orbicularis (orbiculate cardinalfish)
Lineage: Eukaryota; Metazoa; Chordata; Actinopteri; Kurtiformes; Apogonidae
Gene: ldah
Product: lipid droplet associated hydrolase
Exons: 7
Coding region: 103-1059 (318 amino acids)
Biological process (GO): lipid storage
Cellular component (GO): lipid droplet
Molecular function (GO): lipase activity
Source: RefSeq, a predicted model, not a curated record